Molecule: messenger RNA, 1524 nt
Organism: Aegilops tauschii subsp. strangulata
Lineage: Eukaryota; Viridiplantae; Streptophyta; Magnoliopsida; Poales; Poaceae
Source: RefSeq, a predicted model, not a curated record
AUGGCCUCUCCCCACGCCGCCGCCUCCCUUCCCUCCAACCCCUUCGAAGGUCCGGCCCCUUCCCCGGUGGAGGUCGUUCGCGAUCUCGACAUCUUCGCCCGCGUGCCCGUCAUCCUCGACUACGCCAACUCCACCUACUACGCUUGGAAGACUUACUUCUCCCUCGUCUUCCGCGAGUACCACCUCAUCGAUCACAUUGAUGGCCCCGUCGACUCCGACCUCAUGUUCGCGGAUGACGACUGGCUGACCAUCGACGCCACCAUCACCCGCUGGACGUACCAAACCAUCUCCAAGGACAUCUUCCACACCAUCGUUUGCGACACCGAUGACGCGCAGACGGUGUGGGCGAAGCUGAACGGGCUCUUCCUCGACAACACCCUCCAGCGCCGCGUGUUUCUUCAGCAAGAAUUUUUUGGCUGCCACCAGCUUGACUCGUCUAUCGACGAUUAUUGCAUGCGCCUUAAGAAACUUGCCGACGAACUUCGCGACCUCGGGGAGCGGGUCUCCGACGACCUUCUCCUCAGCAGACUCACCGCCGGACUGAACGAGGAGUUCAGCAACGCGGCCUCCAACCUCACGUUCCUUCCGGACCCGACCUUUCCUCGGGUUGUGGCCUAUCUUCGGUUGGAGGAGAGGCGGAUAAAGAUGGUGAAGUCCCGGGCCACGCACACAACGCUUGCCGCGGGCACCUCCCGAGCCGCCCCUCCCAUGGCUCCGCAGCCGUCGCGGCCUCCGCCGCCACCGGCGACCUACUUCCAUGCGCCUCCACCGCCGGUGUACCAGCCGCCGCCCCUGCCCCUGAUCGUCGCCGCGGGGGGCGUCGCGGCAAGAAGCAGCAGCAGCAGCACGGCGCGCGGGGGGGGGGGGGUGCCAGUCGCAGCUGUAGGCGCUGCCCCCGGCCCCUGGGCCGCCGCGACCAAUCCUUGGACGGGGGUGAUCCACGCGCACACCAUGCCGGUGCCACGGGCCCCCGUCCCGGCCGGGAUCCUCGGCCCCCGCCCCGGCGCCCAUCAGGCGAUGUUCGCCACCCCAGGCGGCUACCCCGCCGCCGCGCCUGCGUACGCUGUCCCGGGCAGCUACCCCACGGCCCUGCCCGCCUACCCCGCCGCGCCCCCUGCCGCGGCCGCCGCACUCCCGCCGGCACCGUGGGAUCCGGCCCUUCUCGCGGCGCUUCACUCCGCUCCUACACCCAACACAUACACCGGAGGCGGUGACUGGUAUAUGGACACCGGGGCUACCGCCCACAUGACUUCCAACCCUGGUACCACCGCCGGUCGACUCGCCAUCGUCACCCGCGCCUCCUGGUGCCCCUCGAGGCGGCCGCUCACUUGCGCUCGGGCCCCCUCCCGGCUUCGGCCCCCCUGCAGCGCGUGGGCCUCCCCCUGGCUUCAGCGCUCCCGCCGCGCCUGGGCUCCGGUCUGGGUCCGUGGCAUCGGACCCGGCCCCAUCACCCGCCGCCCCAGGCUCUCCCGCCGGCCCGGCUGCUUCCUCGCCGGCGGCCACGGCGCCCCCGACUCCCGUUGA